Messenger RNA from Rosa chinensis, 554 nucleotides. RefSeq names its product protein FAM32A-like. NCBI's taxonomy places the organism in Eukaryota, Viridiplantae, Streptophyta, Magnoliopsida, Rosales, Rosaceae. Gene Ontology annotation, cellular component: nucleolus. The transcript is spliced from 2 exons. The coding region runs from base 40 to 414 and encodes 124 amino acids. The record is from RefSeq and is a predicted model, not a curated record.
AUCUAAUAGAUAGACGAUUGUAUUUUUGGGAUUGGCAAAAUGUCUGCUUACGAUAACGUGGUGAUUGGGAAGCUGAAGCUGAAAGGCAAAGACUUGAACGUGAAAGGUGGGAUCAAAAAGAAGAAGACGAAGCACAGCAAACUCUACGAGUAUGACCAAACUCUUCAAGCCUCAAAAGGUGGAGAUGCAAUAGAUCGAUUUGAGAAUGAUGGUGAUGACGACAUAGGGAAGGCUGGAGUUUUUGAUCAGAUGACACCGGCGGAGAGGCGAUAUCUCGAGCAGGCAGAGAGGCUUCAAGCUCAAAGGCUUGCCCAAAUGGCCAAGAAAUCGCAUCGUGAUCGGGUUCAGGAAUUCAAUCAGUAUCUGGCUAACCUAUCUGAGCAUUACGACAUCCCCAAAGUAGGCCCUGGUUAACAUCCCGUCUGCAUUUUCAGUUCGGCUGAAAAUAUUGUAUUCUGAUUAUCAGAAUUGGAAGUGAAAAUUGCUUUGUCAAGAGAUCUGUAUGAGAAGUAAGGAUUUGUUUAGGAUGCUCAGUUGGCUCAUGUUGAUUACAA